CAACAUUCGAACUGACAACAACUACAGUACAAUCAUGUCUUCCCUCUCUAAAGACACCGUUGAAGAUAUCAGAGAAGUUUUCGAUCUUUUUGAUUUCUGGGAUGGCCGAGACGGUGACGUCGAUGCAUUCAAAACCGGCGACAUGUUGAGAUGUCUCGGCUACAACCCGACUGAAACCUUCGUCAAGAAAAAUGGUGGUACCAAAGCUAUGGGUGAGAAGGCUUACAAAUUAGAAGAAUUUUUACCUAUCUACGAAAGUGCCACUACACUCAAAGAUACUGGCACCUUCGCAGACUUCAAAGAAGCUUUCAAAACCUUUGAUCGUGAAGGUCAAGGUUUCAUCUCGUCUGCUGAGAUGAGACAAGUUUUGGUUUCCCUUGGCGACAGAAUGACUGAUGCUGAAGUCGACGAAAUUCUGAAAUUUACUGACACAAGAGAGGAUUUGGAAGGAAACAUCAAAUACGAAGAAUUCAUCCAAAAAAUCAUGGAUGGUCCUACUAACUAAUUCCGGAAAUUCAGAAAAACACGACAACAAAAAAUGAAGAUUUAUGGAAAUACAGUAAUCUGAUUGGUGAAUAGAACUACAUGUGACAUUCGAUUUCAGUGAUUGGCCAAUCAGAUUUUAUGAAAUGUAGCAACCUGGUUGGUCAAUAAUUAAAUACUUGAAUUUAGUUUUUAACCAAUCAGAUUCUAGGAAAUACAAUAUCUGAUUGGUUAUUUCAACAAUUCAAGUAAUUGACCAAUCCGAUGAUCGGGACACUGAAAUCAACUUAAAGCGACUUUAACGUGAAAUUUGACCCCCAAAAAAUAAUAUGGAAAUAUGCUGAACCUACCAUUACACCCAAGCUAAGAUUAGGUGAAAAUGCUACCAAGAAGAUUAUAUAGAGCGAUACAACAUGCCAGGAGCCAGGAAGUAAUAAGAAAUCUUUAUUUUGUGAUACAAAUGCUAUCUCUUCAGGUUAAGCUCCAGACCAUACUACUACAUGGAAAUGUGUGAUACCAUACGUAGUAUCGUAUUACUAAGUUCCAGUCACAAGAUUUUUAAGCCAAUAUCGAUUGAAAACAAAGACAUACCAAUAAUGCAUCAGUUUAAAUUGAAAUCCAGAGACGAGAAAUGAAAGAGACAGUUCAGUGAAAAAACAUUUAAAUUCAAUUUAAAGUCGUGCAAUGUCGUUGAUAGAAACGAAUCAAACUAACUAGACUAUUUCCUCGACUUGAUUUUGAUUUUAACUUAUUGUUAAUUUAUUUCUCUAAUUAACUUAAUAAAUAUUUAUUCCAUUUUCA
Messenger RNA from Lottia gigantea (owl limpet), 1284 nucleotides. RefSeq lists its product as hypothetical. Gene Ontology annotation, molecular function: calcium ion binding. The record is from RefSeq and is a predicted model, not a curated record. Gene Ontology annotation, cellular component: muscle myosin complex. Bases 35 to 505 code for a protein of 156 amino acids. Lineage: Eukaryota; Metazoa; Mollusca; Gastropoda; Lottiidae. The transcript has a single exon.